AUGGUCGCUGUCAGCGACUCUCCUACUCAGGAAGUCGCAGAACUUGCUCACCCCGAAGUUCAACUGAGCACGAAGGAGAAGUUGAGCGCUUACUUCACGAUUGCAGCUGCGGCAUUUGGUCUUAUUUCCGAUGGUUAUCAAAACAAUCUUAUGACCAUGUCCAAUGUGGUAUUCAAGGAGCUCUACCCCAAGGACUACACAUCUUCGGUCUCUACCAGAGUUUCGAACUCCCUCUUGGUCGGCGCAGUCCUCGGUCAGGUCAUUGUUGGGUUGAUGUGCGACCGUAUGGGGCGCAAAGUGGCGCUUGUGGCGACCACGCUCAUGAUCGUUCUUGGUGCCACACUUGGCACGGCUGCUCAUGGCGCGAACGGAAGCGUGCAAGGUCUGUUCUGGUUUCUGACCUUUGCGCGCGGGAUCACGGGUAUUGGUGUUGGAGGAGAGUAUCCUGCGUCAUCAACGUCUGCAUCAGAGGCUGCAAACGAGAAGACGCUCAAGAACAGGGGCCCAGUAUUCAUCAUGGUCACGAACUUUGUGCUCAGUUUUGGUGGCCCGUUGGCUGUCUCUGUAUUUUUAAUCGUACUUUCUGCCGCAGGGGAGAACCACUUGCCUACGGUGUGGCGCGUCUGUUUUGGUAUCGGCAUUCUCUUGCCUUUGACCGUCCUCUUCUUCCGUCUGCGCAUGCUGAGCAGCAAACUGUACAGGAAAUCUGCAAUGAAGCAUGGAGUACCAUACAUGCUUGUUAUUCGCCGAUACUGGAAGGCGAUGAUCGGCACCUGUGGUGCUUGGUUCUUAUACGACUUCGUUACAUUCCCCAAUGGUGUAUUCAGCGGUACCAUUAUCUCGUCCGUCAUCAAGGACAGCGACCUAAAGAAGACCGCGGAGUGGCAACUCUUGCUUGGCACGAUCGCACUUCCGGGUGUCUUUAUCGGAGCAUUACUGUGUAACCCUCUGGGGCGUAGGAAUACUAUGAUGCUUGGCUUUUCAGGAUACCUUAUCUUCGGUUUGAUCAUUGGUUGCGCGUACGACCAGAUCACGAAGAUUAUACCUCUCUUUGUUGUUUUUUAUGGCCUCAUGCAAAGCUCUGGAAAUAUGGGUCCCGGCGACAUGCUCGGUCUAGUUUCUGCCGAGUCCUACGCCACGCCCGUCAGGGGUACACUUUACGGACUUUCGGCUGCUAUUGGUAAAGUGGGUGCUGCUGUAGGCACGCAGGCGUUCACUCCUAUCCAGAACAACCUGGGAAAAAAAUGGACGUUCAUCAUCGCCGCGAUCUGUGGUGUCACAGGUAUCCUCGUCACAUACUUUUUCGUGCCAGAUAUGACGGGCGUGGACUUGGCAGACGAAGAUGUGAAGUUUAUGGAGUACCUGGCCGAGAACGGCUGGGUGGGCGAAGUCGGUGAGGACGAUGAGAAGGGGUUGGUCACGGACGUGACACAGAGGUAUGAUAGCAAGGAGGCGGGACUUUGA
Messenger RNA from Stereum hirsutum FP-91666 SS1, 1464 nucleotides. Its product is annotated as MFS Git1p-like glycerophosphoinositol permease. The transcript is spliced from 17 exons. Gene Ontology annotation, biological process: carboxylic acid transport; transmembrane transport. Gene Ontology annotation, cellular component: plasma membrane. Bases 1 to 1464 code for a protein of 487 amino acids. Lineage: Eukaryota; Fungi; Basidiomycota; Agaricomycetes; Russulales; Stereaceae. The record is from RefSeq and is a predicted model, not a curated record. Gene Ontology annotation, molecular function: carboxylic acid transmembrane transporter activity.